GCGCUGACUCCAGGUUUACUAUAUAAGUAUAGGUGACUGUUGGCCGGGGACCUCAGGAGUACACCAUGAUACGUCGAGUUACUACGUCACUUCUCGUCCUCCUGGCGACAGGCUGGGUGGCAGCUCAGUCCAAGCUGGACAUGGAUCCAGAAUUCUAUUGUACUGGCGACCGUAGUAAUGAGUACUUCAGAAAAGAUUUUGGACCCCCAGACCAAUUUGCUGAUCUUUACAAAGCCAACUGCGGCAUCUACUACCUCUGCAUCGCCGGUUCUCCUGCGUCUACAAAGACGAUCACUCAGAACCAGUGCCAGACUGAACUUUACUUUGACAUUCAGCAGCAGAUCUGUGACCGCAAAAGGCAGGUCACGAACUGUGAAGUAAUUACCAAGAAGCACCCCCCACAGCCCAUAUGGCCAUUACCGGAGGGUGCGGUAUCAAAUUGCCCCGGGGAUGAGAUCGAGUGUGGGUCAGGGGAGUGUAUGCCCAAGAAUCGGUUUUGUGACGGUACUCCAGACUGUGCCGAUGACUCCGACGAGAACGCCUGCACCCCCGACAAGGAUCCCAACCGCGCUGACGUGUGUGACCCUCGCACCUGCCAGUGGGAUCAAGGCUGCUUCUGCUCCGUCGACGGCACCCUCAUCCCUGGUGGCCUCACCGUGGACCAAACUCCCCAGAUGAUCACCAUCACUUUCACCGGCGCCAUCAACGAGCGGAACUUCCGCAUCUUCCAAGACAUCUUCAAAGAUACCGUCAAGCACAAGGGCAACGAAUGUACUCCCAAGGGCACCUUCUUCGUCUCCCAUGCCUUUACUAACUACUCGGCUGUCCAGGAGCUGCAUCGUGUAGGACAUGAGAUCGGCGUCAGCUCCAUCACCAAUAACGACAACCCAAACUACUGGAGUGGCCUUUCCUCCCUCGACUAUGAGUCAGAGAUGGAUGGUGCUCGUAUCAUCGUCGAAAAAUUCGCUAAUAUCUCUGCCAACGAGAUCUUGGGACUGCGUGUUCCCAAGCAGCGAGUUGGUGGCAACAAACAAUUCCGCAUGAUGGUUGACUGGGGUUUCUUGUAUGACUCGUCCAUUUCUGCCCCCAUGGGCCGCCUGCCCCUGUGGCCCUACACCCUCAUGCAUCGUAUGCCCCACAAGUGUCUGGGUACUGACCAGAACUGCCCCUCCCAGAACUUCACUGUGUGGGAGAUGGUGGUCAAUGAGCUUGACCGUCGUGACGACCCACAGUUCGACGAGAAACUAACUGGUUGUCACUUCGUGGACCAGUGCGCCAACCUCCAGACCCCCAACCAAUUCCGCAGGUUCCUCGACAACAACCUCGCCCGCCACUUCCGAACCAACCGUGCCCCUCUCGGUCUUCAAUUCACAUCUGCCUACUUCGAGACUCGUCGUGACUUCCUCAAGGUGUUAGUAAAGUGGGUGAGAGAAACUGCCGAGGCCGGAGAUUACUACUUUGUCACCAUGCAACAAGUCAUCAACUGGAUGGAAGCCCCAACUGAGAUCGCCGCAAUAAAAGACUUCCAAGAAUGGAAGGGUAAGUGCGAUGUAAAGGGUCAGCCAUACUGCUCCCUGCCCAACCCUUGCAACAAAAAGGUACCUCGCAUCUUCCCCAACGAACAGGAGAUGUUCCUCUACACCUGCAUGGAAUGCCCCAGAACCUACCCCUGGCUCGGUGAUCCCCUUGGCAAUGGUUUCCUCGACUUCAAUAAUUUCUAAACAUCCAACUAUUACUUAUCUGUCUCUUAAAUCUCUCAGCAAAUUUCUCACUCCUCAGUAACAUUAGCAAUGCUCUCUUGAACAUUACUACAAUAAUCAUUCUUUUCUAGUCUCGUUUCCAUGGCAUCUGUGCAGGUUGACUUUUCGUGUCCUGCAGGCGCUUGGAUAGAAGACUUUACGAAUAAACACAAUUACUUGGAUCUUUGUGACUGUUCCAUGAAGCACUCGGCGUAUCAGUCCUCUUAAGUAUCCUCAUGUAGACAAUCAGAUAACUUAAUAGUCGGUAAAGAUUUCCGGGGCGGCGAGAUACUGACAAAUAAACCAGUCCAGCCUCACUGGGUACAUGAAGACCAGGGAACUAUUCCUGGGCGAUGUUUUCCUUGGUGCCAUUAGAAAGUAUUACUCCUGGGUACUCUUCCUGGCUACUGUCUGUGCGUGCUACCCCCGGCGAGCAUCCCUAAUUACCACAAGUACACCCCGAACUACCAUCAAUAGCAAGCUCUUCACCUACUGUCCCCCUGCAAAUUUCCCCACCUCUCAUCCCCAGCACGCUAACACCCUCCCACCAACUAUGUGUAGGUCCCAUGGCUAGGUAGAGUGCCCAGGCGUCGUCCCCAGUGUGAAUGGUGGCGUGAUAGUCCCUAUUGCUGUAUUUUUAUCAGUGUUGGUAACCUCCUUGUACACGUGGCUAUCACUGUUGUAUUAUAGUGUACAGAUAUUUUUUUUGUUAUUCGUUUAAAGUAUUUCCAAUUAAAAUAAACACAUGUGU
This is a messenger RNA of Homarus americanus (American lobster), 2490 nucleotides long. Its product is annotated as chitin deacetylase 1-like. The coding region runs from base 66 to 1721 and encodes 551 amino acids. The record is from RefSeq and is a predicted model, not a curated record. Gene Ontology annotation, cellular component: extracellular region. The transcript is spliced from 5 exons. Gene Ontology annotation, biological process: carbohydrate metabolic process. Lineage: Eukaryota; Metazoa; Arthropoda; Malacostraca; Decapoda; Nephropidae. Gene Ontology annotation, molecular function: protein binding; chitin binding.